ACAGCUACAAAAUGCUCAAUCCCGCUGCUGUCUGCUAACAGCUAUCUGCGUCCUAUGGACCCACUUUCAUGAGCUACAGUCCAUGGGAUCUCUGCUAGCUACCUGCCCUGGACACUGCCGUUCGCUGGAUCUUUUCUGCUAACUGCAUUUUCUGGACCUAGCAGCUCAUUUGGCUGAAACCUGCCUUGGAGUGCAUCAGCUGCACCUUCUCCCUUGUGUUUGGCGGGGGACUUCUGCAGCAGGAUCCUCUGACCCCGGUGAGGAUGGGAUUUAGAGGGAGAAGUCAAAACUGAGCCGCAUUCAGCGAGAUGCCCAACGCCUCUUCCUGGAGCGCUAGCUCGCCGCUGCUGCUGCUCUGGGAGGACUCCUCCGGGACCCGCAUCUUCCUGUCGCUGCUCUACGCGGCGCUGGCUAUCUCAGGGACCUUAUCCAAUGUGAUGGUCAUCUACUUGGUCUUCUCCUUCAAGAAGCUGCAGACGACCAGCAACGCCUUCAUCGUGAACGGCUGCGCCGCCGACCUGAGCGUCUGCGCCCUGUGGAUGCCCCAGGAGGCCGUGCUGGGGCUGCUGCCUCCCAACUCCUCGUCGCUCCGCUCUGCGGAGUACCGGCUGCUGCGAGGGGGGCUCCUCGGCCUCGGCCUCACCGUCUCCCUGGCCUCCCACCUGCUGGUGGCCUUCAACAGGUACGUGCUCAUCACCAAGCUGCCCAGCGUCUACCAGGCCCUCUACCAGCGGCGGCACACGGGCUGCAUGAUCGGGCUCUCCUGGGUGCUGGCGCUGCUCCUGCUCCCGCUGCUGCCCGGCCUCUGGGCCCCGGCCGCGGCCCAGCAGCCGCCCCCGGGCCGCCAGACGGACGGCGGCCCCCGCUACACCGCCCUGCUGCUGGCCCUGGCCGUGCUCGGCCAGACGGCGCUGCUGCUCCACUGCUACCUGGGCAUCGUGCGGCGGGUGCGCGGCAGCGCCAAGCGCGUCAGCGUCCUCAACUUCCACCUGCUGCACCAGCUGCCCUUCCCCGCCGCGCCGCCGCCGCCGCGCCGCGCCCAGCGCCGCCUCAGCAGCGUCUCCGUCCUGCUGCUCUGCUGCGUCUUCCUGCUGGGCACGCAGCCCCUGGUGUGGGUGAGCCUGCUCGGCUUCUUCCUGCCGCCCGCGCCGCCGGCGCUGCAGGCCGCCAGCUGGCUGCUGCUCUGCUCCCUCUCGGCCCUCAACCCGCUGCUCUACACGUGGCGCAGCGAGGAGUUCCGCCGCGCGGCGCGCUCCGUGCUGCCCCGCGCCGAGCCCGCCGCCGCCCCGCGCCCCGCCGCCGCCGCCGCCGCCGCCGCCGCCAGCGCGCCGCCCUGCCCGCAGCUGCCGCGGCGCCGGGGGACGGCGGGCAGUGCCGCCGCCGCGCCCCGCUGA
This is a messenger RNA of Dromaius novaehollandiae (emu), 1394 nucleotides long. RefSeq names its product G protein-coupled receptor 88 (gene GPR88). The record is from RefSeq and is a predicted model, not a curated record. The coding region runs from base 309 to 1394 and encodes 361 amino acids. The transcript has a single exon. Gene Ontology annotation, biological process: G protein-coupled receptor signaling pathway; cellular response to light stimulus; phototransduction. Gene Ontology annotation, molecular function: G protein-coupled photoreceptor activity. NCBI's taxonomy places the organism in Eukaryota, Metazoa, Chordata, Aves, Casuariiformes, Dromaiidae. Gene Ontology annotation, cellular component: plasma membrane.